This is a messenger RNA of Rosa rugosa (rugosa rose), 1231 nucleotides long. RefSeq names its product class V chitinase-like. The transcript has 2 exons. Gene Ontology annotation, cellular component: extracellular region. Gene Ontology annotation, biological process: chitin catabolic process; carbohydrate metabolic process. Lineage: Eukaryota; Viridiplantae; Streptophyta; Magnoliopsida; Rosales; Rosaceae. Bases 5 to 1132 code for a protein of 375 amino acids. Gene Ontology annotation, molecular function: chitinase activity; chitin binding. The record is from RefSeq and is a predicted model, not a curated record.
UACAAUGUCUUCCAAAACUAGAACCCUUUCAUUUCUCUUCUCUGCCCUCCUCUUCCUUACCCACCUCAAUGUCUCCACCGCCCAAACCACUGUCGUUAAAGCCGCCUACUGGUUUCCGUACAGCGGCAAAGAAGUCUCGGCCAUAAACUCCACCCUCUUCACCCACCUCUUCUGCGCAUUCGCCGAUCUCAACCUCACAACUUACCAAGUCACCAUUUCCUCCGAAGUCUCACCCCAGUUCUCAAGUUUCACACAAACAGUCCAACAGAAAAACCCUAAUGUCAAAACCCUCCUCUCCAUUGGCGGAGGAAACUCCAGCCCUUCCACCUUCGCCGCCAUGGCCAGCCAGGCCACCCGUCGCAAAGCAUUCAUAGACUCAUCCAUCAAAUUGGCGAGGAACUACUCCUUCUACGGCCUUGACCUAGAUUGGGAGUACCCUUCCUCCGCCACGGAGAUGACCCACUUCGGAAGCCUCCUCACCGAAUGGCGGUCCGCGGUGGCCAACGAGUCAUGCACUUCCGGCAAGACGGCAUUGCUGUUGACCGCUGCAGUCUUCCGCAAUGCAUCUUAUUACCGCAUAAACUAUCCGUUCAAGGCUAUUUCGAGCAGCCUGGACUGGAUCAACCUCAUGACGUAUGACUACUACGGCCCUAGUUUCUUCGAAGGCAAAACCAACACUUACCCGCCAGCUGCAUUAUACAACGGUGGAUCCACCAUUCUCGUCAACGGGGACUCCGGAAUCGUGACGUGGAUCAACAACGCCAGAAUCUCAACCAAGAAGAUAGUUAUUGGUCUUCCCUUUUACGGGCGCGCUUGGAAAUUGUUAAACCCUAACAACCAUGGAUAUUUCGCUCCGGCUAAUGGCUCGGCUAUCGGGGCUGAUGGAAACCAGCUCUACAACCAGAUUAGGGUUUUGAUCAGCCGCGGGUUUCAGACGGUGUACAAUGCCACGGUGGUUGGUAACUACUGUUACAAUGGGACGACUUGGAUUGGUUACGAUGAUACGCAGAGUAUUAGGGCCAAGGUUUCGUAUGCUAAAGGAAAGUCACUUCUUGGUUACAUUGCUUGGCAUACUGGUGCUGACACAAAUACUUGGACUCUUGCUCAAACAGCUUUCAGUACAUGGGGAUGAGCAGUCAUUGUUGAUAUGUAAUAUAGGAUCUUAUAUAUAUGUUGGUCACCCACAAUAAAGCCACACUGGCUUUGCUGUGUUACUUGAUUGCAUUGCAAU